AAAAUAUGGUGGUUAACUGAGGCUCCGCCGAUAUUCGCCGGCUUUGGGUGGUGGUUGCUGGCUUGUUAAGGGCGGACAGUUUGUGUCUUCGCUUUUUUGUUACAACUGGGAAAAGCGAAAAAAGGGAUAAAAAAAUCGUAAGGAAAAUGGGAAGCGAUAGGAAGUUGAAGGAAAAGAAGAGCAAGAAGCGAUCGACAUACUCUUCUUCUUCUGCAUCUGAAGAUGAAGGAAGGGAGAAAAGGCAAAGAAGAGGAGAGGAAGAGGAGUGGAAAAGCAGGAAAAAGGAUAGCAAGAAAGAGAAGAGAAAGGACAAGAAAUCUCACAAACACUCUUCUGAUAAAGAGAAGAAGCCAAAGGAGAAGGGCAAACGUAAACAUCACAAAGGUGACCGCACCUUGAAACAUUUCCAAGAGCUAUCCAAUGAUGACUAUUUUUCUAAGAAUAAUGAAUUUGCUACCUGGCUGAGAGAAGAGAAACAUGUGUUUUUCUCUGAUCUUUCGUCUGAGUCUGCCCGAGAAUUAUUCUCAGACUUUGUUAUAGACUGGAAUAACCAGAAGCUCGGAUCUCAAUACUAUGAAGGCAUUGCAAGUGGCCCGCGGACUGCACAUAACUGGACUUUCUUCCAAAAACCAACAGAGCUGGCUAUUCGCUGCUGCAGAAACCUUCUCAAAUCAAAACUGCCAUUACCCACCACUGCUCUCUACACCCUUCCCUCCCUAACCCGUUUUCAACUUCACGCCAUCUUCUCGAUUCAAUGCCCAGCAAAAGAAGAAGAAGAAAAACCCGGAAACCAUGCCACCAUUUCCCUCUCAAACCACCCUAACCCCGAAAUCUCAUGCUUUUACCAGAAGGGUUUCUCUCAAAUCACCCGAGAAACCACUGGCAAAGCCUUACAUGCACUUUGCAUCGAGGGUUUAGUCCCUCUAAGUGUGUUUUUGACUAAUACAUUGAUCAAUAUGUACUCGAAGUUUGGUCUUAUUGAUUACGCUCGGUACCUGUUCGAUCAUUUGUCUGUUAGGAAUACUGCUUCUUGGAACACUAUCAUGUCCGGCCUUGUUCAUGUUGGUUUAUAUGGAGACGUGAUGUUUUUGUUCUGUGAAAUGCGGCGUUUUGGUGUUUGGCCUUCCGGGUUUCUGGUUUCGAGCUUGAUAACUGCUUGUGAUAGGUCGGGUUGUAUGUUUAUUGAAGGGAUUCAAGUUCAUGGUUUUGUUGUUAAAAUUGGUUUGUUAUGUGAUGUGUUUGUGGGAACUUGUUUGUUGCAUUUUUAUGGAGCUUACAAAAGAGUUUUUGAUGCGCAAACGCUCUUUGAGGAGAUGCCAGAGAGGAAUGUUGUUUCUUGGACUUCAUUGAUGUUUGGAUAUUUAGAUAAUGGAGAUUUGGAGAAUGUUAUUCAUUUAUAUUGGGAAAUGAGGGAAGAAGAGAUUGCUUGUAAUGAGAACACAUUUGCUACUGUGCUAACUGCUUGUUCGUUGCUUGAAGAUGAAUCAUUGGGUCUUCAUGUUUUUGGUCAUGUUGUAAAGUCUGGUUUUGAAAAUAAAGUUUCUGUUGCUAACUCUCUCAUAUCUAUGUUUGGUAGUUUAGGGAGUCUAAAAGAGGCCUGCUAUGUUUUUAGUCACAUGGAUGAACGGGACACAAUCUCGUGGAACUCAAUAAUUUCUGCACAUGCUCAGAAUGAACUUUGUGAAGCAUCGCUGAGAUUUUUUCGUCUGAUGCGUCAUGUUCAUGAGAAAAUAAAUUCUACUACUCUUGCAACUUUGCUUUCUGUCUGCAGUUCAGUAGAUCAUAUGAAAUGGGGCAGAGGAAUUCAUGGUCUAGUUGUUAGGUUGGGAUUGGAUUCAAAUCUUUGUAUAUGCAAUUCACUUUUAGGUAUGUAUUCUGAGUCUGGAAGGUUGGAUGAUGCAGAAUUUGUCUUUAAAGAAAUGCCAGAGAGGGAUGUAAUUUCUUGGAAUUCCAUGAUUACCGGUAAUGUUAGAGAUGGGAGGAGCCUAGAUGCCCUAAUAUUAUUGAUCAAAAUGCUUCAAAUGAAAAAGGCAACUAAUUAUGUGACUUUUACAAGUGCAUUGGCAGCUUGUUCAAACGCUGCAUUUAUUGAUGAAGGAAAGAUUGUGCAUGCCCUUGUAAUUCUUACAGGUCUGCAUGAGAACUUGGUUGUGGGAAAUGCAUCAGUUACAAUGUAUGCAAAGUCUGGUAUGAUGGUUGAAGCAAAAAAGGUGUUCCGAAUGAUGCCCAAGCGAAAUGAAGUUACUUGGAAUGCACUCAUUGGUGGCCAUGCAGAAAAUGAAGAAACAGAUGAAGCGGUAAAAGCUUUUCAGUUAAUGAGAGCAGAAGGUAUAAAAACGGACUACAUUACAGUGUCAAAUAUUCUGGGUGCUUGCUUGACCCCUGAUGAUUUACUGAAACUCGGGAUGCCCAUCCAUGCACAUGUUGUUUCAACAGGAUUUGAAUCCAAUAAAUAUGUGCAGAAUUCCCUUAUUACAAUGUAUGCCAGGUGUGGUGAUCUCCAAUCAAGUAACUACAUCUUUGAUGGAUUACCUCAUAAGAACUCUAUCUCAUGGAAUGCAAUUAUUGCAUCAAAUGCUUGUCAUGGUCUUGGCGAAGAGGUCUUAAAACAUAUUGUGAAGAUGAGAACUGCUGGCAUCGAUUUAGAUCAGUUCAGCUUCUCUGAAGGUCUUGCUGCUACCGCUAAGUUGGCUGUUUUGGAGGAAGGCCAACAACUCCACUGUGUGGCAGUUAAACUUGGAUUUGACUCGGAUCCUUUUGUUACAAAUGCUGCAAUGGAUAUGUAUGGAAAAUGUGGGGAAAUGGAUGAUGUUUUAAGAAUGCUUCCCCAACCAGUCAGUAGAUCACGAUUAUCAUGGAACAUAUUAAUAUCAGCUUUUGCCAGACAUGGGUAUUUUCAGAAGGCAAGAGAAACUUUCCAUGAAAUGCUAGAAAUGGGGAUGAAGCCUGACCAUGUUACCUUUGUCUCUCUUCUUUCUGCUUGCAGUCAUGGGGGCCUGGUGGAUGAGGGUAUUAGAUAUUACGCUGCAAUGAGCAAAGAGUUUAAUGUCCCACCAGCAAUAGAACAUUGUGUAUGUAUAAUUGAUCUUCUAGGACGAUCAGGAAGGCUUGCUGAGGCUGAAACUUUUAUCAAUGAAAUGCCUGUCCUGCCAGAUGGUCUUGUCUGGCGGAGCUUGUUGGCUUCAUGUAAAAUCCAUGGCAAUUUGGAACUUGGGAAGAAAGCUGCAGAACAUCUUUUUGAGUUGGACCCAUCAGAUGACUCUGCAUAUGUUCUAUAUUCUAAUAUUUGUGCAACUACUGGGAAAUGGGGGGAUGUAGAGGAUGUAAGGAGUCAAAUGGGGUUGUAUAACAUAAAGAAGAAACCUGCGUGCAGUUGGGUGAAGUUGAAGAACCAGGUGGGUUCGUUUGGAAUGGGGGACCAAACACAUCCUCAGACCAUUGAAAUAUAUGCGAAGUUGGGAGAGCUUAAGAAAAUGAUUAAAGAAGCAGGUUAUGUUCCUGAUACUAGCUAUGCAUUGCAAGACACAGAUGAAGAACAAAAGGAGCAUAAUCUUUGGAACCACAGUGAGAGACUUGCCCUUGCAUUUGGACUGAUAAAUACUCCAGAUGGUUCAACUAUUAGAGUUUUCAAGAACCUUCGUGUUUGUGGUGAUUGCCAUUCUGUUUACAAGUUUGUCAGUGGAAUUAUCAAGCGAAAAAUUAUAUUAAGGGAUCCUUACCGGUUCCACCAUUUUAGUGGUGGCCAAUGUUCUUGUUCUGACUACUGGUGAGAACAGCUAUUUUUGAGCUCAAGCAGAAUUUUACAGAAUAUAAAGUAAAUGUGCUACUAGUGUAUUAAAUAGAUAGGUCCAGAUCCUGGCAUUGAUUUGGGCAACAGGCAACCUAACUGUCCAACUUGAAGGUACCGAUAAGAUCUCAGCUAUUCAUUUUUCUGAGAAUAUGGUUUGAAGACUCUUCAUGUUCUUGUUGUUUAAUGAGUUUCAAAUUUUUAAUGUUGAUUUUGUUUUGUUGGUUGAUUGGUUGAAAGGAAUUGAAGAUCUGUUUAUUGGAUUGGUGACCUUAUUUUUGAAUUCAACUGAGAACAGUAAAACAUACUUAGGAGGGAAAAUUACAUAAGAGAACAGCAAAUUUCAAUAUUGAGUUGUGCAUUUGCCAUUUUGAUGAGCUUAAAGUAUCUGCUAUUUCUAUAUAUGGCAUGUAAAGUACCUUAUGCCUUGUGAUAAAGGCGGCAUCUCACCUAAUUUAAUUGAGACUGUCAUGCACACAUGCACCUGGCACUUGUAGGCACAUGCGCUAAGACACUCUAAAAUAAUGCUGUCAUAAAAUGUGUUUCAUUGUGCAUUGAUUGUGAAGGUGUGAAUUUAUUUGUGUACCAUAUGUUUAGAUGCCUCUGGUUUAUGUGUUUAUUUGCAUUAAGUUUUUAACAGAUUUAUUAGGUUCCUUGCUUCUGCUGAAAGUCGGAGAACAUAUGAAUUUUGGAAGGAACACAUUAGAUGAGAGAAUAUUGAUUGAUUGACUGAAAUUAAGAGAGAAGAACAUUAUUCUAAAAUUUUAACUUUGUUUUUGUUCAUUAAUUAAAUAGUUUGUUCAUCAGAAGAGACCAUCGCAGGAAUUUGCUUCCAAUGAUCGAGGGAAUGAUUUACAUGCAACAUUGUAGUUAAACUAUUACUAAUUUAUCGUUUGAGAAUUGUAGCGAAUCCAACUCUGCGCUUGAAUUAGAUCUGGUCUACGAGCAUUGUUUUCUCUGCAAGGUGAAAUUUGAGUUAGGUUAUUGUAUUUUGUAAAUUGAAAUAGUUAGUUAAUAGGCUGAAAGUAAUAAAUCAUUUAUCCAGACCUUUGUAAAAUACUUUGGCAGGGGGAGCUACUUUUUGGAGAUGUGCAUGCUAGUUAUCUCAUUUUAGUAUUUACAGAAGAACCUAUUCAGCUGAGAUAGUUAUGCACACACAUUCACUACGAUCAGUUCACCCACAUAAGUGUUUCAAUCAAUCUUGGCUUUCUAGCUGUUGUUUGUUUAAACUAUAUAUUUACAUGGCUUUGGUUGGUGUAUUCAUCAGCAUUGGGGUUUGAAUGUGGUUAUUUUCCCUUGUUGAAAGUUGGACAAUAUAUGAUUAUUUGUAGAUAUCAGUUAUGAAUAGAUCAAUUGAAAUUAGAAGAAAAAUGUGCUAUCCAACAAUAUUGAAUUUUGGCUGGUUUAGGACUUAAAACGUAAGUUUAUAAUCAGAAACCCACAACAGCACAUUCUUUUCCAUUUGAUAUAUUAUUUUAUUCUUUUGAAUUGUAGAGUUAAAAUGCUUGCAAAUAGAAUUCUGAUAAUUUUAUUUUCUGAGAAUUGUGGUGAUUAUCCACACGGCUUUGCGUUGCAUUUGGUCCAUGACUCCAUCUGUUUUGUUUGUUGAAUGCCUUAUUUCACUUUAUCAUGUACCAAAAUUUGGAGUUAUGCGUUGAAUAUUUGCUAAAUGUUUAGCAAUGUUCUUUUCUGAAAAUGAUUGAGAACUGCAGUUGGUCUGCAUUGCUUGUCUCUUGCACUAUGCAAAACCAAUAUAUCACAGCACACUGUGGUUGACUCAAGGAUAAGUAGAAGAAGCACAAAAGUGAACAUUACAAAGGGUGACCAUCACAUGAGGCAUGGGUUCAAGAGCUAUAACAGGAGGACUGUUUCUCUAAGGACAAUGAAUUUGCUACUUGGCUGAAAGAAGAGAAAAAUAUGUUUUUCUCUGAUCUUUCGUCGGAGUCUGCACAGGAAUUAUUCUAGACUUUGUUAAAGACUGGAAUAACCAGAAUCUCAGAUCUCAAUAUUAUGAAGGCAAGGCAUUACAAGGAGCCCAGUGACCGCAUAUAACAGGAAAAUCAAACUUUUGGCAAUGAUCCUUGCAUGCAUUCUUUUAUUUUCCUUUCAUUUUGUGUUUGCGUUUCUUUUUGGUACAUAUGGUAGCUCACUGGGCUUGAGAUGCACAACGGGAGGUAGCUAACUCCCAUCCCAGAAACCCCACCUUCCCCUUGCAAAAAUUUCGAACCUGAGAUGUGAAAGGAAAAGUUUCAAGCACUAGCUGUUUGGUGUUCUGCAAUCUAGAUUGAUCUGUGUGAGUUCUGUAUCUUCGCAGUAUAUGCUUGCCUAGUUGCACAAGUAGAGAUAUUUCUGAUUUUUCUUUGUAGUUUUUCCAUGAACACGACUGAGAAAGCCUGAUAGGAUGCCGGAGAAGUUAUUUUGAGCCUUGUGUGGUUUCUUUCGUUUAUCAAGUCCAUCUUUUUACAGUGUUUUUUAAUGUGAUAUAUUUCAGAUUGCUUAAUUUUUCUCAGGUGAUUAAUUCUGAGGAGCAAGGCUGACCACUUAUCGGCUGAAAUGAUAUGAUGGGUAACACAUUUUCCUGCUGCUCUUGGGUUUUAAGUCAAUCUUACAGCAUGUUUGGCCAUUCCACUUCCCUCCUAUUCAAAUUACUCUUUCGGUCAUUGUUUGGUUCAUGGAAUGACCAUUUUUCAGAAUAAGGCAGUUGUUUGAUCUUCGAAUAUGAAUAUUUUUCAUCAUAA
Theobroma cacao (cacao) is the source of this 6525-nucleotide messenger RNA. The record is from RefSeq and is a predicted model, not a curated record. NCBI's taxonomy places the organism in Eukaryota, Viridiplantae, Streptophyta, Magnoliopsida, Malvales, Malvaceae.